AUGACUUCUUUGGAACAAGUGGUUGGACAACUCCUAGCGCGUCAACAAGAGGCUAUGGAAAAACAACACCAACUAAUGGAAAGACUGAUUAUUGCUACACAAGGAUCAACGGCAAGUAAUGUAAGUGGGUCAACAACACCUUCUGCAAGUGUAACUGCCCCAGAAGCCUUGAUGGACAUUUUAUCGAAAAGUAUACGUGAGUUUACCUACGAACCUGAAGAAAACCAGAUUUUCGGCACUUGGUACGAGCGCUAUGAAGAUGUUUUCCAGGUUGAAGCAGAUCAACUUGAUGAUGCAGCAAAAGUGAGGUUAUUGUUGAGAAAGGUUAGUAAUGGCGUAUUUAACAAAUACAAAGACUAUUUACUUCCAAAACAACCUAGUGACGUCACAUUCCAACAAACAGUGGACAUCUUGAAAAAACUUUUUGGAAGGAAAGAGAGUCUAUUCAGUACUCGUGUAAAAUGUAUAACAAAUGUAAAAAAAGAAGACGAAGACAUAAUCAGUUACGCCGCCAAAGUAAAUCGCCAUUGUGAAAAUUUUUUAAUAAAUACAUGUACUGCUGAUAAUUUUAAAUGCCUUAUACUUGUAAAUGGCUUGUCAUCGCAUAAGGAUCAAGAAUAUAAAGCGAGACUUUUGACUCUACUAGAGUCAGAAACUGAACAAAAUCAGUUGAAUUUGGAUAAUUUAGUCGCUGAAGUAGAACGAAUCAACAGUCUUAAACGCGAUGUUUCAACAAAGGAAAAUCCAAAUGUCAACAUAGUUCAUAGUUCCAAGCAACGUACACCACAGAAUGCUAAUAAAGACCUAAAGCCAAGGCGAUCGUGCUGGCAAUGUGGAAAUAUGCAUUUUGUCCGGGAUUGUGGUUAUACAACACACAAAUGCUCACAGUGUGGUAAAGUUGGACAUAAGGAAGGAUUUUGCUCAUGCUUUCCAGAUAAAAAGCCAAAUAUAAGCAAAAAUAAUCAGCAACAUCAAAAUAAAAGUAAUUUCAAGAAAACGCGUAAAACAAUAAAAAGCGUAUAUGCAACCACAGCAGCAUGUAAAAAUAGACGAUACAUUUCACUACAAAUUAACAAUGUAAAUCUCUCUCUUCAACAUGAUACUGGUUCGGAUGUCACGAUCAUCUCAAAGAAGAACUGGGUAAAAAUUGGUAAACCAACUUUAAAAAUUUCUCAGCACAAGCCAAGAGAUGCUUCUACAAAUGAAAUUAACAUAAUAGGUCAGUUUCAGUGUACAGUAGUUAUCAAUAAUCAAAACCAAACUUGCAACAUUUUGGUAUCAUCACUUCCCGAUUUGAAUCUUUUCGGUUCUGACUUAAUGGAACAAUUUAAAUUGUGGAACCAACCAAUUGAUUCGUAUACAUCGUGUAAACAACUUCAAGUUAACAACACACUCACAGAAUCUGAAUUGCGUAAAACAUACCCAGAAGUUUUUAGGAAUGAAAUUGGACACUGCACUCAUUUUAAAGUUCACCCACAAAUUAAACCACAAGUCGUUCCUGUUUUUCGUCCUAAAAGGCAAGUAGCGUAUGCAGCAAAAGAUCAACUAGACAGUGAAAUUCAAAAACUUGAACGUGAAGGUAUCAUUUCACCAAUAAAUUUUUCUGAAUGGGCUGCACCCAUUGUGGUGGUGAAAAAGGCUUCUGGUAAUCUACGUAUUUGUGGGGAUUACUCCACUGGACUAAAUGAUCAGCUAGAACCUCACACGUUUCCACUACCUCUUCCAGAUGAAAUUUUUAUAAAUUUUAACAACUGUUCAAUAUUUUCAAUAAUUGAUUUAAAUAAUGCCUACAUGCAAAUAGAAGUCGACGAUGACACGAAAAAACUACUAGUUAUUAACACUCAUCGUGGCUUGUACACUUUUAAUCGGCUUAGCCCAGGUGUGAGAUCGGCUCCUGGUGCUUUUCAACAGUGUAUGGAAUCAAUUAUUUCUGGUAUUAAAGGCGUUUUUCCUUAUCUGGACGAUGUUAUUGUAGCUACACCAACACGCGAAGAAAAUAUAGCAGCUGUAAAACAGUACUACGGUAAAUUUCUACAUGAAAUGAGAAUGCUUAGAGAUCCUUUGGAUAAUUUACUCAAGAAAAACACAGCAUGGAGUUGGUCAUCUUCAUGUCAACGCAGUUUUGAACGGUUUAAACAGCUUCUGUCAUCUGAUUUGUUGCUUACUCACUUUGAUCCAAAGCUUCCUAUCAAAGUAGCAGCUGACGCCUCAAACGUUGGACUGGGUGCAUACAUCUGUCAUGUUUUCUCUCUCACUCCAGCUGAGCAAAAUUACUCUCAAAUUGAAAAGGAAGGAUUGGCGCUGGUUUUCGCGGUAAAUAAAUUCCAUAAAUAUUUAUUUGUAAGAAAAUUUAUUCUUCAAACGGAUCAGAAGCCCCUGCUUUCAAUUUUUGGAAAUAAAAAAGGAAUUCCGGCACAUUCUGCAAACCGUCUCCAGCGAUGGGCUCUUACACUCAUGUCAUACGAUUUUACUUUGCAAUACAUUUCAACUCAUGAAUUCGGAGCAGCUGAUAUUUUAUCUCGUCUAAUUUUUAAUGUACCAAAACCAAACGAAGACACUAUCAUCGCUUGUAUUCAAUUGGAAGAUGACAUCAAAAAGGUAAUUAACGAUAUCACAAAUGCCUUGCCGUUAACAUUCAACAUGAUUUGUGCUGCAACUAAAAAGGAUUCAAAUCUCCAAGAUCUUAUAAAAUUCUUACAAACUGCUCCAUACCACCCUCAAUCAAAUGGUCAGGCAGAAAGGUUCGUUGACACUUUAAAGCGCGCUUUGAAAAAACUCGAAGGAAUGGGCACUGCUAGUGAAAAUCUACAAACAUUUUUAAAAUGUUAUCGUUCUUCACCAAAUCCUAGCUCUGGUGGCAAAUCGCCUUCUGAAUUGUUCGUGGGGAGAAAAAUAAGGAUUAAUCUUGAUCUACUUAAAAAACCAACAGAAUCCCAAUUACAACGAAACGAGAAAAUGGAAGAACAAUAUAACAAACGUAAUGGUGCUAAAGAGCGGAUAUACAAUAUUGGUCAGAAAGUUUACGCAAAAUUAUACAAAUUAAAUAAAUCUGAAUGGUUCCCAGCUCAACAGACUCCUCCUAGAGAUCAAAAUAUGAGAGACAAUGAAUUUGAAUAUGUACCACUCACUGAUGGACAGACUACAUCUACAGAUGAAUUGCAACCUGUUCAAGAUCCACUUCUAGUUACUUCACCAUCUGGUUCAACAAACGUGAAUAGUCUACCGACAACUUUAGAAAAGUUAACGUCAACAUUAGAAGAAGGUGCAUCGACUAGUAAUUCAACAACAGAUCCUGUAGUUCAAACAGAUGAAGCUAAUUUUAAAUGCCUUAUAUUUGUAAAUGGCUUGUCAUCGCAUAGGUUAGGUUAG
Molecule: messenger RNA, 3369 nt
Organism: Lucilia sericata (common green bottle fly)
Lineage: Eukaryota; Metazoa; Arthropoda; Insecta; Diptera; Calliphoridae
Exons: 4
Coding region: 1-3369 (1122 amino acids)
Biological process (GO): DNA integration
Molecular function (GO): nucleic acid binding
Source: RefSeq, a predicted model, not a curated record